GGAACGCGUGCCAGAUCUUCCACCAACUUCAACAUUUUGUUACUUUUUUCAUUUCAUUUAUAUUUUUCACUUACUCUUAGAGCAUCACUUUUAGAUGCUGGAAUACCAUCACCUAUCUCUUCAACAGUCAUCGAAUCUGAAACCUUAAUAAUCCCCAAAAGAAAAGAAAAAGAAAAAAACCCUACAAAUUUUGUAUCGGAAUCAAAAUAUAGUUUAUUGAUUUCCCGCGGAAAAAUCAAUGUCUACAACAGCUCAACGUCGAUUGAAGGCAAUUCAAAAUCAUCUAAUCACAUCUACUUCUACAAAUUCACAACAACUUGAUACUAAUGAAACUGCUGGAGGUGAAUUUGUUCAUGGCCAAGGCUAUAGUGUAGUUCUUCCGGAGAAGCUGCAUACAGGAAAAUGGAAUGUAUACAGAUCUGCAAAAUCUCCUUUGAAGCUUGUGAGUAGAUUUCCUGAUCAUCCUGAAAUUGGAACUUUGCAUGACAAUUUUGUGCAUGCUGUUGAGACUUUUCAAGAUUACAAGUAUUUGGGGACACGAAUUCGGGUGGACGGAACAGUUGGAGAGUACAAAUGGAUGACAUAUGGAGAAGCAAGUACAGCCCGGACGGCAAUAGGUUCUGGCUUAAUUUAUCAUGGUAUUCCAAAAGGAUCUUGCAUUGGUUUAUACUUCAUUAACCGACCGGAGUGGCUUAUUGUCGAUCAUGCCUGUUCGGCAUAUUCUAACAUUUCGGUACCUUUAUAUGACACUUUAGGUCCCGAUGCUGUUAAGUAUAUCGUGAACCAUGCUGUUGUACAAGCUAUUUUUUGUGUCCCGGAGACGUUGCACAGUAUGUUGAGUUUCUUGUCUGAAAUUCCAUCUGUACGACUAAUAGUGGUAGUAGGGGGAGUAGAUGAACACAUGCCUUCACUUCCAAGAUCAUCCGGGGUUGAGGUUAUAUCAUAUUCAAAAUUACUGGCUCAGGGAUGUGGAAAUCCUCAACCAUUUGCCCCUCCAAACCCCGAAGAUAUUGCAACCAUCUGCUAUACAAGUGGUACUACUGGGACCCCUAAGGGAGCAAUACUGACUCACGAGAAUUUGAUUGCAAGUGUUGCCGGUGCCACUAUUUCCGUCAAAUUUUACACUUCUGAUGUCUACAUUUCCUAUCUUCCUCUGGCGCACAUAUACGAACGGGCAAAUCAAGUUAUGACUGUUUACUUCGGAGUUGCAGUUGGUUUCUAUCAAGGGGACAACUUGAAAUUGAUGGAUGAUAUGGCUGCUCUGAGACCAACCAUAUUUUGUAGCGUUCCUCGGCUUUACAAUAGAAUAUACGCAGGAAUCACUAGUGCUGUGAAAUCAUCAGGGGCUCUUAGGGAGAGGCUGUUCAAUGCUGCUUUUAAUGCCAAGAAACAGGCGAUAAUGAGUGGUAAGAAUCCAUCUCCUAUGUGGGAUAGAUUGGUAUUUAACAAAAUAAAAGAUAAACUCGGAGGACGGGUUCGAUUUAUUGCUUCAGGUGCAUCACCUUUGUCUCCAGAUGUCAUGGAUUUUUUAAGGGUGUGCUUUGGUUGUCGAGUAUCUGAAGGGUAUGGGAUGACCGAAACUUCCUGUGUUAUUAGUUCAAUGGAUGAGGGUGAUAUCUUGUCUGGCCAUGUGGGCUCUCCUAAUACUGCUUGUGAAAUUAAGCUUGUAGAUGUUCCUGAGAUGAAUUAUACAUCUGAUGACCAGCCAUAUCCGCGUGGAGAAAUCUGCGUCAGGGGUCCUAUCAUUUUCAAAGGCUACCAUAAAGAUGAAGUGCAAACGCGUGAAGUUAUUGAUGAGGAUGGUUGGCUACAUACGGGAGAUAUUGGGUUGUGGUGGCAGGGAGGACGCUUAAAAAUCAUUGACAGGAAAAAGAAUAUUUUUAAGUUAGCUCAGGGAGAAUACAUAGCACCAGAGAAGGUUGAAAAUGUAUAUGCCAAGUGCAAGUAUGUUGCACAGAUCUUUGUAUAUGGUGAUAGUCUGAACUCCUGCUUAGUAGCAAUUGUUUCUGUUGACCAAGAUUUAUUAAAGGCUUGGGCCGACUCUGAAGGCAUCAAGUACGAAUCUUUAGGGCAAUUGUGCAAUGAUCCAAGAGCAAGGGCAGCUGUUAUGGCGGAAAUGGAUGCUGCUGGAAGGGAAGCUCAGUUGAGAGGUUUUGAGUUUGUGAAAGCCGUAACUUUAGUCCUUGAGCCGUUCACUUUGGAGAAUGGCCUUCUUACUCCUACAUUCAAGGUCAAGAGACCCCAGGCAAAAGCGUACUUUGCAAAAGCAAUAUCAGACAUGUAUGCAGAGUUGGCGACAUCUGAUCCUAUCCCCAUGUGAAGUACAAUUUUAUUUUUGUUGACACUAGAUAAUAAUCAUUCAGAAAACAGGGAGUGCAUGAUGUGCCUCCCGUUAACUAGUAAAAUCACAGAAAGCAAAAGAAAAACGACAGAAAUGUCGGACCCAAACUCGAGUACAAUUGAAAGGGUUGUUACCAUUUUUAGCUAAGGUUCUAUCUUAUUCGGGAAGCAAGGGAGGUAUUGAAGGCCAGAUUAAACACCAAAAUCUUACUGUUGAAGAAGUGUUGAAACAUUCAGCAAAAAUAAAUUGUUACUAUAGUAAUUACAGAAGUCUGUAAUUUGUAUCCUUGUAUCAUUUUCUAGAUUAUCCCUAAUAAAAUUUGUCAUUUUGGUAGUUCAAGGCAAAUUACCCGGGCUUGGGUUUACUUGAA
Molecule: messenger RNA, 2711 nt
Organism: Papaver somniferum (opium poppy)
Lineage: Eukaryota; Viridiplantae; Streptophyta; Magnoliopsida; Ranunculales; Papaveraceae
Product: long chain acyl-CoA synthetase 6, peroxisomal-like
Exons: 23
Coding region: 239-2320 (693 amino acids)
Biological process (GO): fatty acid metabolic process
Cellular component (GO): membrane; endoplasmic reticulum
Molecular function (GO): long-chain fatty acid-CoA ligase activity
Source: RefSeq, a predicted model, not a curated record